CAGUGCGAGUUCGUCAGUGAACGACGACGGUUAGUACGAUUUGUAAUGUGUGUAGUGUGUGUGUAAAAACAAAAAGAAAAUUCAUUGAAACUGGCGUAAAUUGCGACAAAACAAACAGUCUGUGCCAUCUGUGUACGUGUGAAAUUACGUAAAAUUUAAACGCCUAUAUUGUCGACAUUUUCGACAUCAAAAAACUUGUCACAAUGAAGCUGUUCGCAGCAGCAACAGUUGCGCUCUUUCUGUUGGCCAUAACCCAAACGACGCCAGCGGAUGCCGAGGAUCAGGAGACGAGCACGGAUGAGGCAGGGAUCAGCGAGCCGUCCAUCAAAUUGGUACAUGUGCUUAAUCCCGGGGAGCGGGAAUAUCUGUCGCCCAAUUUGAUUGGCGUGCAGAAUAUUGCGAUGACAUUUCUGCCACUCUCGAUGAACUUUGUAAAUAUCAUCGAUGCCUUUCGCGAAAUUGUGAACGGGGUGCGCUACGAGAUUCUGCUGAAUGCAGUGGACACAAAGGCGAACGAUGCGGACACGAUUUGCCGCCUGGUCAUACUGGAGAAGCCCUGGAUCACCACACAGUGGGGCGACAAGCAGCGCGAGCUUGUCAACACGAAUUGCAGCGACCUGGCCGACAAUGCCCUGGCCGUCGAUACCGAACAGCGCUCCAAGCUGCUCAACGACAAAUAUUUAUCGCGCAACAGGCGUAGCCUCAACGAUGUGCCCGUGGGCGGCCGCAAGCCCUACGAUGAGAAACAGGCGGAGGAGCAGCUGCAGCGUACGCUGGACAAGCUCACCGCUGGCGAGGGACCGCACUACAGAAUUGUCAAGGUCUAUUCGGCCACGCGUCAGGUUGUCUCGGGCACUUUGACGCGCAUCGAUGCGGACCUGGUUGACAGCAAUGACGCACAGCGGCGCUGCAUUGUGGAGAUCUGGGCGCAGCCGUGGCUGGAACAGGGACACGAAGUGACGUUCAAGUGCCACAAUCAGCCAGCCGUGCAUGCUCGCCACAGCCGCUCCGUGGAGUGGGCCGAGAAGAAGACACACAAGAAGCACAAUCAUCACACGCUCAACAAGGUGGAGCAUCUGUUCCACAAGUUCCAAGUCAAGUACAAGCGUCGCUAUGCCAACAGCGCUGAGCAUCAGAUGCGGCUGCGCAUUUUCCGCCAGAGCCUGAAGACUAUCCAGGAGCUGAAUGCCAAUGAGCAAGGCAGCGCCAAGUAUGGCAUUACCGAGUUUGCGGACAUGACCAGCACGGAGUACGCACAGCGCGCCGGUCUCUGGCAGCGCAGCGAGGACAAGCCGACGGGCGGCGCAGCUGCUGUGGUGCCCGCCCAUGCGGGUGAGUUGCCCAAGGAAUUUGACUGGCGGCAAAAGAAUGCAGUGACGCAUGUCAAGAACCAGGGACAGUGCGGUUCCUGUUGGGCAUUCAGUGUGACCGGCAACAUUGAGGGCGCGUAUGCCAUCAAAACUGGCGACUUGCAGGAGUUCUCCGAACAGGAGCUGCUCGACUGCGAUUCCAAGGAUAGUGCCUGCAAUGGUGGACUCAUGGACAAUGCUUACAAAGCCAUCAAGGACAUUGGCGGCCUGGAAUACGAGUCUGAGUAUCCAUACGAGGGCAAGAAGAAGCAGUGCCAUUUCAACAAGACGCUGUCCCAUGUGCAAGUGUCCGGCUUUGUCGACCUACCCAAGGGCAAUGAGACUGCCAUGCAGGAGUGGCUGCUCGCAAACGGACCCAUUUCCAUCGGCAUCAAUGCCAAUGCCAUGCAGUUCUAUCGCGGCGGUGUCUCGCAUCCAUGGUCGCCGCUGUGCAGCAAAAAGAAUCUCGACCACGGCGUACUGAUUGUCGGCUACGGCGUUUCCGACUAUCCCAACUUCCACAAGACGCUGCCCUAUUGGAUCGUUAAGAACUCGUGGGGUCCGCGCUGGGGCGAGCAGGGCUACUAUCGCGUCUACCGCGGCGACAACACCUGCGGCGUCAGCGAGAUGGCCACGUCCGCACUGCUGGCCUAGACACACGCCCGCCCAUCUAUACAUCUAUAUAUAUUAAUAUAAAUAUGUAUCUAUGUUAAUGUUGGAGCUACAGCACAAAUUUCUUUUUGGCUUGCACUUGGCAUUUCUGUGUAUUUUUUUCGUUUGGACUUUUUGUUCCACUAUAAUCAUGUCGCAACACUUGUAGCCCAUUCCCAAAAUCAUAUGCAAUCCCCUAUAACAGCGCAGCAUAUAUUGAAAUAAACUUAUAAAAUUA
Molecule: messenger RNA, 2238 nt
Organism: Drosophila novamexicana
Lineage: Eukaryota; Metazoa; Arthropoda; Insecta; Diptera; Drosophilidae
Product: putative cysteine proteinase CG12163
Exons: 6
Coding region: 204-2003 (599 amino acids)
Cellular component (GO): lysosome
Molecular function (GO): cysteine-type endopeptidase inhibitor activity; cysteine-type endopeptidase activity
Source: RefSeq, a predicted model, not a curated record